AAAGAACUGACAACUCUGAACCACAAACACACACACACAAACAGUUAUUUGACUCAGCUUCAGAGGAAAUCUACAGGAGACAUAACGUCAGAAUGCCUCAUCCUGUUGGUGAAUUUAGUGCUAUCCUCUCCUGGUGAUAACUGCAGAUUGUUUGACUUACUCGCUGUCUCCUCUUCCAACAUGGACUUUGUCUUGGUUUACCCACUGAUACUUGCCUUCUUUUCCGGUGGACACAGUUACACUAAGGUGACAGAACAAACCAGUAAUUCAUGUUAUAAAUCUUGCCCAGCUGGAUAUCAUAAAACUGGUAACUGUGAUAACCAAGAUGGAAAAUACAAAUGUAAAGAAUGUGAGAAUAACACAUUCAUAGAUAUGGAAAACAAAAUAGAGAAAUGCUUCAGGUGUGACGUAUGUAAUCGUAAUGAGGUAAUAAUAAAGCCCUGCUCCAUCACUAGUAAUACGAAAUGUGAUUGUAUACCAGGAUACUACAAUGCACACCGUGGCCAAUCGUCAAGGUUCUGCAUGAAAUGCCCAUGCCAAAAUUGUCAAGAUAGUGGGGACUCUAAAAAGAAGUGCCAGCCCUGCCAAAGGACGGAGUGUCUGAGUAACUCGGACUGCAAGAGGAAAUGUACACCAACUACAGUUUCACCUGCAACACCUACAACUACAUCAACUACACAUGUGACCACUCGUUCAAACAAUGCAUCGGAUAUUGUUGUGAUUACACUUCCACCUAACACAUCGAACCAUUGGCUCUGGACGUUUCUUGUGGUGGUUAUGGUGAUAUUUGUGGUGCUCUUUUGGUUCGUGCUGCUCUUCAUCUGGACACAGCGAAACAGCUGUCCCUACUGGAGCACAAAUAAAGGCGUGAAGCCACAUGCCAAGGACCCCAAACUCAAAGAACAUCGCAGUCAUCAAGACAGCAGCCCGACCACGCUGACAAUUAACAUAUCUGAGGAAACUCCCAUGGUGCAUCUCAAUUACAGUCCAGCCACACCACAACAUCCAGCCGACAUCAGUCCUAUGCUGCCGAACGCUGUACACAAAGUUGCCAAACAAGAUGAGCAAUCAGAGCAUUGGCCGGCCAUUGUCCUCUAUGCGAUUAUCAAGGAGGUGCCCUUGCGUAGAUGGAAGGAGUUCUUGCGUCUGCUCUCAGUGGCUGAUCAGCAGUUGGAGCGGGUGGAGCUGGAAGCUGGUUUGGGACUGGGCUCCAUAGAGAGGCAGUACCAGAUGCUGAGGCUGUGGAGCCAGUGCUCCUCUGCGAGUUUGGAUGAUGUCUUCUCGGCCUUGCACUACAUGGAUUUAUCUGGCUGUGCCCAGCUGCUGCAGGAGAGCCUGGAGAAGCUGCAGUGGAGGCCUCAGGAGAAGCAAGGUUUCACAGCCUGCAGAGAUUUCAGUGCGUCAACGCAGAACACCUGAGGCUGCACUGGGAGGCAUAAAUAUCAUGCUAUUAGACAAUGCAAGACAUCAGUGCCUCAAGCCUGGACACCAGUGCAUAAGACUAGAAACUUCAAGUUCCUUGAAAGGACAUUACUAACUGUAGCUACUACAUGGUACAAGCACAGAAAACUGAAAUGUAAUGAAAGUUCCAUAUUGAGUAAUUUAAAUGUACUGUAUAUUACAAUCUAACUAAGAGUUAAAUGGCAUUAUGGAGCACUGUGAAGAUCCUGAGAGGUCCAACUGCAAUUGGAGUAUUUCCUCUUUUCCCACGGAUAACAUCAGAUAAGUGUUAAAUAUGUUUUCCCUCAUAGAAUAAAACACAACUCUUUAUUGAAUUGAGAUUCAUUUUACAUGCAGAUUGACACUUAAAAUGUAGUAUGUAUAUAAAAAUAAUGUAUUUGUUGCAGUGCAGUCAACUGCAGAACUGGAGCUUGGAUCAUCAAAUAGCUUCCUCAAAGGCAUGUGACAACAACAGUAGCAUUUUGAAGAAAGGCAUUGUGCCUAUGAAUAAUCAGGCAGGACUCUAGUAAUCUAUAGGUAGAGGAAAUGAAUGAGAUAUAUAUGAGCUAUACUGUCAAAACUACUAAUACUGUCAGACACCACUUAACCUUCAGCUUCUUGUGUGGCAUCUCUUAAAGGCCAAGAGUGGAUGGCUGUGAUUUUAGAGUAUACCGCUUGAAUGUUAAUAUAUGUAACUCUGUAACUGUAUAUGAAAGAUUACCAGGGUCCUGAAAAUGAAGAAAAACGUCCUUGUUUGAAUUGUGCUAGUGACAUUAUUUUUACCUCUAGAAAUGGUGCUCUUUUUUUUAUAUUUUUUAACUAGUCAAAGCGAGGACUAUUGUUAAGUUUGAGUAUUUAAGCGUGUGAACAUUUCAGUGAACGUCUAUGAUGUUUAAGCAGCACUGCUACAGAUUAUUAUUAUAUACAGAUUAACGUCUCCUUCAUCUCAUUUGACAUGAAGGUCUGGCAUAACAACUCAGCCACUGAUUCUUGUUCUGCAGAAAACUGACAUUUUCUUUUCAAAAUCUUUUCAGUUUCCUGCAAAUAAAUGCUGACAAGGUGCCAUAGGCAGGGUUUUUCCUCACCACAUAUAUUCCAUCCAAAUUGAUGGUUUCCUCCUGUGAUGUUAUUGUAUCUCACUCUGAGAAUCUUUGUGUCAGUUCAGUUACUGACAGUAAAGAAGUUGGACUUUCCAGUAAUGGAGUUUAUUAAUGAAUGUUUUAAUAUGAAUCUAGGUCAGCGGUUUUUGGCUUUAGGCUUUGAGGCAUAUGUGUGUGUAUAUAUUUUACAAUUAUUUUUCAUUUUCUGAAACUACUUAUGGAUGCUUGAGUAUUUUGUUACUAAACUGCCAGGUUUGAGUUUUAUCCUCACAGGAGUCAUCUAUGGCACAAAUGUAUGGUAACCUGGAACUGUAUGAGCCUGAGUCAAAGUAUCAUUGUACAGUAUGUCAUGAAUAAAAUUCUUGGCCACAAGA
Messenger RNA from Seriola aureovittata, 2914 nucleotides. RefSeq names its product tumor necrosis factor receptor superfamily member 1A. Gene Ontology annotation, cellular component: plasma membrane. Gene Ontology annotation, biological process: signal transduction. Gene Ontology annotation, molecular function: protein binding. The transcript has 10 exons. NCBI's taxonomy places the organism in Eukaryota, Metazoa, Chordata, Actinopteri, Carangiformes, Carangidae. Bases 181 to 1419 code for a protein of 412 amino acids. The record is from RefSeq and is a predicted model, not a curated record.